Messenger RNA from Macaca mulatta (Rhesus monkey), 3049 nucleotides. The record is from RefSeq and is a predicted model, not a curated record. NCBI's taxonomy places the organism in Eukaryota, Metazoa, Chordata, Mammalia, Primates, Cercopithecidae.
AUGAGACGUGACAGCAACAGGGAGCCGCGUGAGGAGGAGAUUGGCGCAAAGGGAGCGCUCCAGGCCACGGCCUUGGCUGUGACGCACAGUGAUGAUGUUCAAUGUUCAGGGGAAGCAUCCCUUCGAUGUACAAAUGGUCUCACUAGGUUUGGAGAAGGCACCUUCACCCGGGGGGGUUGUGCACAGGAAGCCUCAGACGGUGUGACGUCACCGAGUCAGCUGGCUUGUGACCAUCCACGUGGUGUCACCCGAAAGGAGCGAAGCAGCAGUGACCGUGGGGUUAAGUCCCGGAACGAGCUCCCAGUGGGGCUGCGCUUGAAGCCAGCAGUCGGGGACUCUACGGAAAGGCAUGUCUUGGUUGGCAGGGAACAGGCACCGACGCCGCUGUCUCCACAGAGCAGGCGCCGAGGCCGCUGUCCCCACAGGGCGGGCGCCGAGGCCGCUGUCCCCACAGAGCGGGCGCCGAGGCCGCUGUCCCCCACAGGACGGGCGCCGAGGCCGCUGUCCCCCACAGGACGGGCGCCGAGGCCGCUGUCCCCCACAGAGCGGGCGCCCAGGCCGCUGUCCCCACAGAGCGGGCGCCCAGGCCGCUGUCUCCACAGGACGGGCGCCCAGGCCGCUGUCUCCACAGGACGGGCGCCGAGGCCGCUGUCCCCCACAGGGCGGGCGCCGAGGCCGCUGUCCCCCACAGAGCGGGCGCCGAGGCCGCUGUCCCCCACAGAGCAGGCGCCGAGGCCGCUGUCUCCACAGAACAGGCACCGAGGCCGCUAUCCCCCACAGGACGGGCGCCGAGGCCGCUGUCUCCACAGAACAGGCACCGAGGCCGCUGUCCCCCCACAGGACGGGCGCCGAGGCCGCUGUCCCCCCACAGAGCAGGCGCCGAGGCCGCUGUCUCCACAGGGCGGGCGCCGAGGCCGCUGUCCCCCACAGGACGGGCGCCGAGGCCGCUGUCCCCCACAGGACGGGCGCCGAGGCCGCUGUCUCCACAGAGUAGGCACCGAGGCCGCUGUCUCCACAGGGCAGGCGCCGAGGCCGCUGUCUCCACAGAGCAGGCGCCGAGGCCGCUGUCCCCCACAGAGCAGGCGCCGAGGCCGCUGUCCCCCACAGAGCAGGCGCCGAGGCCGCUGUCUCCACAGAGCAGGCACCGAGGCCGCUGUCUCCACAGAACAGGCACCGAGGCCGCUGUCUCCACAGGACGGGCGCCGAGGCCGCUGUCUCCACAGAGCGGGCGCCGAGGCCGCUGUCCCCCACAGGACGGGCGCCGAGGCCGCUGUCCCCCACAGAGCGGGCGCCGAGGCCGCUGUCUCCACAGAGCGGGCGCCGAGGCCGCUGUCCCCCACAGGACGGGCGCCGAGGCCGCUGUCCCCCCACAGAGCGGGCGCCGAGGCCGCUGUCCCCACAGAGCAGGCACCGAGGCCGCUGUCUCCACAGAACAGGCACCGAGGCCGCUGUCCCCCACAGGACGGGCGCCGAGGCCGCUGUCUCCACAGAGCAGGCACCGAGGCCGCUGUCUCCACAGAACAGGCACCGAGGCCGCUGUCCCCCACAGGACGGGCGCCGAGGCCGCUGUCUCCACAGAGCAGGCACCGAGGCCGCUGUCCCCCCACAGGACGGGCGCCGAGGCCGCUGUCUCCACAGAGCAGGCACCGAGGCCGCUGUCUCCACAGAACAGGCACCGAGGCCGCUGUCCCCCCACAGGACGGGCGCCGAGGCCGCUGUCCCCCCACAGAGCAGGCACCGAGGCCGCUGUCUCCACAGAGCAGGCACCGAGGCCGCUGUCUCCACAGGGCGGGCGCCGAGGCCGCUGUCCCCCACAGGACGGGCGCCGAGGCCGCUGUCCCCACAGGACGGGCGCCGAGGCCGCUGUCUCCACAGAGCAGGCACCGAGGCCGCUGUCUCCACAGGGCAGGCGCCGAGGCCGCUGUCUCCACAGAACAGGCACCAAGCUGUGGGUUCUCUGGAUGACAGAAUAGGCUUUUCCACAUUAACUUAACGUUCUCCUUGCCCAGAUUUAUUCUGAAGGUUCAAUGGACCCCUAAACAUAUGAAAUACUGCAUUUUAAGGGACAUUAAAGGGUCUGCACGCCUAUCUUCGCAGUUAUGGAAGCUGCAAGAAUUGAACACUGAAAACUGAGAGGGUCAGGACUCGGCGAAGAGAGAAGAGGUGAUGUCAUCUGAGGAAAGUAACAUGGAAGUCCUCUCACUGGGACCGCCUGAUGCAAGGACCACUUCUUCCGGCCAAUUAGAGCACCUAGCAACGUGCUGGGGUCACUGUAGUUACAGAUGCGCGGAUGAGCCCAGUCCAGAUCAGCUAAGUCUGGCCCAGAAGAUCAGACCUACCCCAAUGAAGACAGCUCAAAUUGCCAGCUGAGAAAUUGCUGCAACUUUCCUGGUGCUCUGGGGCUAAGCUUAAGAACUAAGAUUCAGAGCAAAGCAAGACAAUGCCAGCAGCAGCUCUGGGUGCUUGUGGUGUAGCAGGUUGUGCCAGGGGCAGGUGCAGCCUCCCUGCCUCCCUUACCUUCACCACAGCCACAACAGGCCAGGUGAGCCCAGCCUUCACGUCUCUAGGAUAUCUCGGGGGUCUGAGGCCACCGCACCUUUUGCAGCACGCUCCACUCGCUGAUCUGCGAUAUGGGAGAUGUGUUCACUGGCGAAUAAAUCACCUUGUCACGUUAACAGCCUCUGUCCAAGGUGAGGGACUUGGAGGCCAGCACAGCAGCGUGACAUUGGAUGUAGUGGGUUCUGCUUCUGCGCACGGAGCCUCGUCAUCACAACAUACGUGUUCAAAUACCAGAAGCAAUACAAGGCAACAUCAAGCUUUUUGUCUUCUGAAGGAGAGGAGAAGGAGAUCCUGAAUACAUUUUCUGAAAGGUGCCUCCAGUCCCUCACUGAUCCCGACACGUGGGAGGAAGGAGGGGAGGACGGUGAAGACCAUCAGCAAGGGAGAGCAGGUUCCCUGCCCUAGUCCCUGCCCUGGUUCCUUGCCCUAGUCCCUGCCCUGGUUCCCUGCCCUGCUCCCCUGCCCUGGUCCCCUGCCCUUGUCAUCUCCC